UAUUUAGAUCUUUUUCAAGUGCAGCUCAGGAGAUUAGAGUGUGGAUUGUCUGUCCCCUUGCUCGGCUCUGCACCAGUGGGAGUGAAGUUCCAAGGGCUCCAAUGGCAGCAGGGAGGGCAGAGACACGGGGUUAAGAGACACCUGACCCAAGCCAUCCUCCUCUAUGAAGGGCCUUGGUCAGUGGAGGAAGAGCAGCCACCUGGGUUUCCUGUCACCGUGGACUCUGCCGUUAAUCGUGUGCUUUUGGUUGUCCCUCCAGGUCUGGUGAGCUGUACCUUCUUUUUAGCAGUGAAUGGUCUGUAUUCCUCCAGUGAUGAUGUCAUCGAAUUAACUCCAUCCAAUUUCAACCAGGAAGUUAUUCAAAGUGGCAGUUUGUGGCUUGUAGAAUUCUAUGCUCCAUGGUGUGGCCACUGCCAAAGGUUGACACCAGAAUGGAAGAAAGUAGCAACGGCAUUAAAAGAUGUUGUGAAAGUGGGUGCAGUUGAUGCUGAUAAACAUCAGUCCCUCGGAGGGCAGUACGGAGUGCAGGGGUUCCCCACCAUCAAGAUUUUCGGGUCCAACAAAAACAAGCCAGAAGAUUAUCAGGGUGCCAGGACCAGUGAGGCCAUCGUAGAUGCUGCUCUCAGCGCUGUGCGCCAGCUCGUAAAGGACCGCCUUGCGGGGAGGGGUGGCGGCUACAGUUCUGGAAGACAAGGUAGAAGUGAAAGCUCAAGCAAGAAAGAUGUGAUUGAGCUGACCGACGACAGCUUCGAUAAGAACGUCCUCGACAGCGAUGAUGUUUGGAUGGUUGAGUUUUAUGCUCCUUGGUGUGGACACUGCAAAAACCUAGAGCCAGAAUGGGCCGCUGCAGCUACUGAGGUCAAAGAGCAAACGAAAGGAAAAGUGAAGCUGGCAGCUGUGGACGCCACGGCGAACCAGGUUCUCUCCAGCCGAUACGGGAUUAGGGGAUUUCCUACUAUCAAGAUAUUUCAGAAAGGCGAGUCUCCUGUGGACUAUGACGGGGGGCGGACAAGGUCCGACAUCGUUUCCCGGGCCCUCGAUUUGUUUUCUGAUAACGCGCCCCCUCCUGAGCUGCACGAGAUCAUCAGCGAGGACAUCGCCAAGAAGACGUGUGAGGAGCAUCAGCUCUGCGUGGUGGCCGUGCUGCCGCAUAUUCUCGAUACUGGAGCUGCAGGCAGAAAUUCUUAUUUGGAUGUUCUUCUGAAAUUGGCAGACAAAUACAAAAAGAAAAUGUGGGGGUGGCUAUGGACAGAAGCUGGAGCCCAGUCUGAACUUGAGAACGCGCUGGGGAUUGGGGGGUUCGGAUACCCCGCCAUGGCAGCCAUCAACGCACGCAAGAUGAAAUUCGCUCUUCUGAAGGGAUCGUUCAGUGAGCAAGGCAUUAAUGAGUUUCUCAGGGAGCUCUCUUUUGGGCGUGGAUCUACGGCGCCUGUAGGAGGGGGCGCGUUCCCCGCCAUCAGCACCAGAGAGCCUUGGGAUGGCAAGGAUGGCGAGCUUCCCGUGGAAGACGACAUUGACCUCAGUGACGUGGAGCUGGACGACUUAGAGAGAGAUGAGUUGUGAGAGGCUCCGCAUAGGCUUCAGUUUUCCUUUCUUGGGAGCGGAUUUUCCAGCAGUGACGGAACGUUCUUUACAAUCAGAUGAAUCUUCCAGUGGCCUUUUUAAUCGAGAAGUAGCACUUGAUUGGUCAUUUGAAAACACUGCAACAGUGAACUUUUGCAUCUCGAGAAAACAGUGAAAAAUUCUAUGAAUUGUAGCCAGUGAAUUGGGUUGUAUUCUGUCAAGUAACAUUUUGAAAAAACUGAUGGGCUAUUGAAAUACUUUCCUCCCUCUGACUGCUGCUUGAGUGUGCUUGGAGGCUGUUUCUUAUGUAAGUUUUUUAUGUGAUUUCUUUCAUUUGAAUACUAAUGGCUCUUUUCCAUUAAAGAAUAAAUAUUUUGGACAAUGUCAACAAAUGUAUGAAAUUAGUGUCCACAUCGUAAAUUCAGCCUGAUGUUUAGCCAGUAAAUUAAUAUUAUGAAAGGAUGACCCCGAUGUCUUUCCUUUCUAUAAACUUGUGAUUCAGAUGACACCGUCCGGAUGCCUGCCACAACACAGAUUUUACAUGCGUCCUGCAAGGCCAAGUUCUAUCUGUAAAUAUCAAAUGUAAAGCGAGUUUAUAUAGAAGGAUGAAAAAGCAGGGGGUUAUCGAUUGAGAACUGCGUUUUAUGCCCAAUAUUUUUUCUUUGGGCCAUUACCAGUGACUACUAGGGAGUAUAGCUGGUUAUACAGUUAGCUCAAGGUUUUUCAUGUUAUUACUAGUCUUCACAAAAUGUCCAUUAAGACGUGAGAUACAGCAGCAGGUCACCAAUUUACAUGUAGUUCCCAUUUAUGUAAAACAUUCAGGAAAUGAAGUUCUGAAUUAUGUUAGAAUAUACGUGAAGACACGAUUCAAAGGACUUGAGAGCAUUUCUUUAUUGUAACUUACAAAAAAUAAAUACAACUGUAACUAAC
Molecule: messenger RNA, 2493 nt
Organism: Pteropus alecto (black flying fox)
Lineage: Eukaryota; Metazoa; Chordata; Mammalia; Chiroptera; Pteropodidae
Gene: PDIA6
Product: protein disulfide isomerase family A member 6
Exons: 12
Biological process (GO): response to endoplasmic reticulum stress
Cellular component (GO): endoplasmic reticulum lumen
Molecular function (GO): protein-disulfide reductase activity; protein disulfide isomerase activity
Source: RefSeq, a predicted model, not a curated record